UCCCCCAUGCCGGGAUCCCCUAGAUCCCCAGCAACUCCACUAUCACCCAGAUCACCCAGGGGUUCUCAACCGGGCUCACCCGCUAACAACAGUCCCCGCGUAGGAGGGAAGCUGGCGUAUCUGGCGAGCCGCCGCACGUCGCGGGACAGCGAGACCGGGGACGUGGCCCCGCUCGUGUCGGCGCGGUACUGCAAAAGACGGCCAUCAAAUUUCCUCGAGCUCCCGGUGCCGGACCACUAUCGGCCGCGGGUUUGUUCUCUGCCCGAGCAAUACAACCCGCGAGCCUGUGACCAGAUCUACCGACUGCGCACCUUCUCCAUCACGUCCAAGGGCGUCAUCAACAGGGGUGACUCUCUUAUCUCCAAGCGGUCCAAGUCCAACACUUCUGUGUGCUCAACGGUAUCAAGACCUUCCAGUCGUAGCGGCCGGAGCGGGGAGAGGUCGCCGUUUGAAGGCUCGUGUUGCGGCUCUUCCUACGUGUCUUCUGAAAAUUCCGUGGGCAUCACAAAGUAUAGGGUCGUCUUGCUCGGCGAGUCCGGCGUCGGCAAAAGUGCCCUCGUGUCCCAAUUUAUGACGUCCGAGUACAUGAACACGUACGACGCUUCCCUCGAUGACGAGUUCGGCGAGAAGAGCGUCUCGGUGUUGCUGGACGAGGAGGAGAACGAAGUUGUCUUCAUAGAUCAUCCGGCGCACGAAAUGUCGGUUGAGAACUGCCUGACGACGUACGAGCCGCACGCGUGCGUGGUGGUGUACGCGGUAACAGACCGCGCGUCGUUCAAGAAGGCGGAGGACGUCUUGAACUACCUCUGGCGGGAGAGCUGCGUUGACAAGAUGGCAGUCAUACUCGUCGGCAAUAAAGUGGACCUCGUACGCAACAGGAGCGUGUCCAGCGAAGAAGGCAAAGCAGCGGCCACGCACCACGACGCGAAAUUCAUCGAGACGUCGAGCGGCCUCCAGCACAACGUGGAUGAGCUGCUGGUGGGGGUCGUGAAGCAGAUUCGCCUGCGUUUGGCGGCCAAAAAGAAGCGCUUGAAGAAACUCUCGAUGUCACGUACAUCGCUGUCGCUGCAGGCUGCCAAGGACAUAUUGCACAAAAUGUGCACCAUAGAUUCUAAGUCCAAAUCUUGCGAGAAUCUCCACAAGCUUUAAAGCUUGUGUCUAGUCUCUUUGAAUUAUGAAUAAUGAAUUAGAAUCUGCACUGUUUCUCUCGGGAGCUUCAACACAUUUCUCUCGAACUCAGGCUUUCAGGCUUUUCUUAACGUUCUGUUCAAUUCCACUGAAUAAUUUUCCGAUGUGAGUCGAACGAUUCGUUUGAAAUUCUUGAUAGAAUUUUAUUGUUAGAUUCAACGCUUCUUCUAAAUAAUUGUGAAUGUUUCCGAAAUGCUUAAAAACACUUGAACAUGUUCGCACCAGCUAAUCAAACUAUAACAAUAAUCAGCUAUUUCCAAAAUUUCUCGCAAUUACUCAAUUGUAAUCGUGACAAUAAUCGUAAAAGAUAUAUAAUCAACUGUUGCUAAGAAAAAGUGUGAAGCGGUAGAGUGGCUAAUAAUUGAAACUUAACAUAUAUUUCCAUGCAAGUCAAUAGAUUCUUAUACUUUGCGUUUAAUACAUUAAUGUUGUAUAU
Molecule: messenger RNA, 1624 nt
Organism: Hyalella azteca
Lineage: Eukaryota; Metazoa; Arthropoda; Malacostraca; Amphipoda; Hyalellidae
Product: GTP-binding protein GEM
Exons: 9
Coding region: 7-1149 (380 amino acids)
Cellular component (GO): plasma membrane
Molecular function (GO): calcium channel regulator activity; GTP binding; GTPase activity
Source: RefSeq, a predicted model, not a curated record